CAUUUUUUUAAUCCCUAUUAACGAUUUCCAUUGUCCACAACUGUAACAAUUUGUAAAAUCUCUUAUAGGAGGGUUGGGGGUUAUUUUUAUAGAGGUGCUUUAAAGAAGGAAGCAUUAAAUAAAAUACAGAAAAGAUGGUGACUGUUACACUCAUACAAUAGUGCGAGAGAAGGAAUGUAAAUGAACUCGAAAUAUCUAAUUACCGCAUGAGUGACAAUUCAAACAAAUGGAAGAUUUAUCCAAUGUGCUACUGCUCGUAGAAAAUGGGAAAGUCACGAAUCAUACAUACAUAUGUGCUUCCAUAUAUAUUUGUUUUGGUAAAACCUACCGGUCCUGUUUAUUUUGUUCAAACAAGAUGUCAUUCUUUGUAAUUGUUUCUCUCAGAUAUCAUAGAAGUGGAAAUUUAAAAUAAUUAAGGAGAUAGCAGUGGUUUGUGGAGAGGUAGUGAUAUGUAAUUAGGGGCGUAAGAAAAUGAUAACUCUUAAUGUUGUGUCUAGCAGAGUCAGGGGGUAAAUUCAAAAACAUUAAGUAAGAGGGUGUCUAAGGAGAUUAAAGUAAGAUUCUAAGUUCCAAAAUGAGACGUUAAAAAGACAGGUUAAAUGGAAGGAGAAAUGUUACUGGAGAAUCUUUGGUAAUAUUUUUCCCUGAACAUACAAAUUAUAAAAUAGAGGAAAACUUUCUCAGAGCCAAAAGUGAAGCCAGCACGUGCUCUCUUUAUUACUAUGCGCACGGAGCGUAACAAACAUGAAUGAUGGAAACGAAUUUAAUCAAAAAAUGAAAGAAAUAUGAUUACGCGAAUACUGAGGGUUUUUUGUGAUUUUACGGAACCUGUACUUUCAAAGGGAAAUUUUGGGACUUGAAAUGAAAUCGUCGCCUCAAGUUUGAGUAAAAACCGUUUCACGUUUUGCAUACUUUUUUUUCGUAUCAUUAUUAAAUUACUCGUAUUGUGAAAAAAACAACUGAUAUGCACGUGCAAAAUGGGGAAAGUACCGCGCGUUAAUCUGUGUUUAAUAAUAUGUCUUUAAUGUUGUACGAAAGUGCUCGUUAUUAUUAAGCCGAAACUAUAUUUAUAUAUAUAGAAAAAGUUUAAGCUCAAUCCAAAUUCUCUGUGAUAAGGAAAACACAGAAAGAGUGAGAAGUAGUGGGCAUGGCGGAAAGUUGUUGCGACUGUAGUGCAUCUGAACAAUUGGGAAAGCUCAUGAAAAUCAACAAGUCCUGGCAUGCGGAAUAUAAAUCACUUUCGGAAAGACAUCAAGCAUUAGAGUUGCGUUAUUUACGGGAGGUAACAGAACGUCUUGAGGUUAGAGAAAGUCAAGGAAAUGAUAGUUGUACCGAAUGUGAUCAAAGAAAAGAAGACAGAGGAAGGGAAAAUCAUGUAGAAGUUCUAAAACAACAGCUUAUCGUGUACAAAGAAGAUUUCUUGCAAGAACAAGACGAAAAUAAAAACCUACGCAAACAAAACGACGAAUUACAAGAAAAACUUCUACAACUAACUCGUGUAAAUGAAACAUUAAUGAAAGAGAAAUCACAUUAUAAAAGAAACCUUGAGAAUGUGAAUCGAGAAAAAUUAUACAUAGUGGACGAGCUGAAACGCUUGUCGUCAUCUAAUCCGUACGCACACAGAAGUCAUUAUGAUAUUAAGUAAUCCUGUCUGGAAAUUUAACAAAACAAUGUCAUCCAGCAUGUCUUGACAUUAACAGUAGCGACAAGUUUAUUGCGGAAUAAAUUGCGCAGAAAUCAAAAACAUUAUCUGGUCAUGCAAGAAACAAUUAUAAUAUUUAUCAGAUAUGUUCAUGUUAGUUAUGGUUUUACAAGACCUUCUGUGACAUACCUUUUCAGAUUGUAACAGAAUGAUUUCCUAUGAUCAAUGUUCUUUCCUUUGGAAGAGGUGGUAACGAAAUUUAGUAUCGAAGAAUUUCAAAACAGAUGAACUCACUUUGCGUUAAAAUACCUGACACAUUUAGACAAUUUCCCUUAUUUUAAAGUUUUUAUAAACAGGUGGCCAUGAGAUCCGCCAUGUCGGAUGCAAUUCUUGCUUUGUACAAAUUUAUAAUAAAUGAUUUUACCAGUCGUAUAGCACACAAACAAAAUAUAAUUAUAGACAGAAUAUUACUUGUCCCGAUGGUAUUUAUCUUCAGUUUUUAUCGACACUCGCAAUUUUGUGUUGUAUGACUCAAACAGUGGAGUGUAAACAAAUAAAAUGUUUUUGUAAACAGCGAACUGUUUUUGUUAAACAAGAUCAGAUUAAUUUAAGCUGGCGUAACUCGCUCUAACUGUUAUUAUUAUUACUUAUUACAUGUUCCUAAAAUAUUAAGAAAAAAUAAACUUUAAAAAAUAAUUUUAUUUUAUUUUUCCUCACUUUUAGCUUUAAUCUCCAUCAUUGCAUAUUUAUAUCCGCUAAAACAAAAAAAUUGACAGGUGCCACAAAAAAUAAAAAUAAUAAAAAUAAAACUAUGUACUUGCUUUGCCCAUGCCAAAAUUACACCAGGGUAAGUAUAUAUACCAACAAACACAUUAAAAAAGUUAGUCCGUUAAAAAAAAUCCACCUAAUUACGGAUACAAAUAGUUACAAAUAUUGUCAGAAGUUUGUGACACUGUUUCUUCUAUUGUGUUCAGUUUGACGAAUAAAGAACCUCAGUUUACUUGAUAUGGAAUAACAGAUUAAACAAAUUUUGUGCAUCAUACAAAUUUUCAUAUUUAGAACAAAAAAUCGAGCUUGUACAUAUUCUC
This is a messenger RNA of Hydractinia symbiolongicarpus, 2730 nucleotides long. RefSeq names its product TNFAIP3-interacting protein 3-like. The coding region runs from base 1148 to 1645 and encodes 165 amino acids. Lineage: Eukaryota; Metazoa; Cnidaria; Hydrozoa; Anthoathecata; Hydractiniidae. The transcript is spliced from 3 exons. The record is from RefSeq and is a predicted model, not a curated record.